GUCAGUCCGACUUUUACUUUCGUUCCGGUUGGUUUAGAGUCGUCGUUAUUCGGGAGCUAUUGCAAAAAAAAAAAUCGGUAUCUUUGAAAGUUAAGACCUCAAAAAUGUUGGAGCAAAUUUUUACCGCCGACGACCAGAAACGUCGAGAUCCGAGCCAAAGUGUCAAUUCGCCUAUGCGACAAUUUUUCCGGGGGAAGACUGUGUUUCUCACUGGAGGGACGGGAUUUCUGGGAAAACUAUUCAUUGAAAAGCUACUCAAGUGUGACGUUAAGGAGCUGAUCCUUCUGAUUCGGCCCAAACGGGGACGAACAUCUCGGGAGCGGUUGCAGCGGCAGUUCGAGCGGGAAACUGUUUACCAAAACUACUCUCAGAAUCCCAACUCCUACUGGACGCGCAUCCGGGUGAUAGAUGGUGCGCUACAGUACACAGAACUGAACCUGCCAGAGAUCGAUAUCGAGUACCUGAAGAACAAUGUCGAGAUAGUUAUUCACUCGGCAGCAGACGUCAAUCUGGACACCUCGAUUCAGAAUGCCAUCAAAACCAAUGUAUUCGGGGCCCAGGAACUGCUCAAAAUCGCCCUGGGCAUGAAAAAGUUGAUCUCAUUUUUGUACAUUUCGACGGCAUACUCGAACUGCAUCCAGGAAGAAAUUUUCGAACGGUACUACGAUGUGCACAUUCAACCGACGGAGCUGGUCAAGAUAGCCGAUACCUUGCAAGAGGAGGAUAUGGAUACGUUGUCCCGUAAAAUUAUCCACCCCUGGCCCAAUACCUACACCUUUGCAAAAGCUACGGCAGAAAAUGUAUUCCGGGAAUACUGUAACCGAUUGCCAAUUGUGCUAAUAAGACCGUCAAUUGUGAUUGCAACUGUGGAUGAUCCUAUUGAAGGGUGGACCGACAACGUGUACGGGCUAAACGGCGUCAUCAGUGGAGUGGGUAGUGGCGUACUUCGGAUUCUUCUCAUUGAUAAUCAAUACCACUCGGAUAUCAUACCGGCCGAUUUGGUGGUCAAUUCAAGCCUCGCCGCCAUCUGGUACAGCACAACGCAACAGGUGGGGGUGCCGGCAGAGGAAAAAGUAUUCAAUUGCGUUUCCCGGGUGGACAAUCCGUUUACCUACGAGAAAGUUUGCCAGUACUGCAUGGAGUGCAAAUUCAUUUGCCCGGCGAUAAAAACGCUUUGGUUCCCUCGCUACAAUCACACCAAAUCGAAAACUGUAUACUACUUCCUGAAUAUUUUGUACCACUUCAUACCUGCGUUGUUUUUCGAUUUGCUUGCCAGAAUUAUGGGAGAAAAACCUAGAGUGGUUUUCCUGUAUCGAAAAAUUCAACAAUUCACAGAUGUUCUACAAUUCUUCACCAACAACCAGUGGUGGUUCAGGAACGAAAACAUGCGGAAGGUAUACGACAGCAUGUCCGUGGAGGAUAAGGAAUUCUUCCCAUCAGAUGUUAAGAAAAUCGAUUGGCACGACUUUUUCUACAUCUAUGUAAUGGGCCUCAGGAAAUACGUAAUGAAGGAGAAUCUAGAAAACCUUAAAGAGGCAAAGCGCAAGAUGGUUUUGCUUUGCAUCAUGCACUACACUCUGUUGACAGUGUUAUAUUUGCUAGCCGCUUGGGCUUUGGUCGUGGUUUUUCGAAGUGAUUCAGUGCAGAGCACAAUCGCGUGGGGACGUGAAGUUCUGCCAUUUUAAUAAUAAGUACCUAGAUCUUAAAUUGAAUAAAUUCUUUUUACU
Messenger RNA from Uranotaenia lowii, 1727 nucleotides. Its product is annotated as fatty acyl-CoA reductase wat-like. Gene Ontology annotation, biological process: long-chain fatty-acyl-CoA metabolic process. NCBI's taxonomy places the organism in Eukaryota, Metazoa, Arthropoda, Insecta, Diptera, Culicidae. Gene Ontology annotation, cellular component: peroxisome. Bases 105 to 1685 code for a protein of 526 amino acids. The transcript has 4 exons. The record is from RefSeq and is a predicted model, not a curated record. Gene Ontology annotation, molecular function: alcohol-forming very long-chain fatty acyl-CoA reductase (NADP+) activity.